UCAGAAGAACUAAACUCAACAUCUGAUCACCCUUGCUGCUGCUGAACCGACUCUCAGGAGGAGAUUCAUUUCAGGAUUCUCUGCGACCUGCAACCUGCAGUCAUGGGGCUCUUCAAGUCUAUAUGUGCGAUUAUAACCAGAGCCUUGUUUGUCCUGGUCUCUCUGAUCGGCGUGUGGAGGGUGACAUCGGAGAAGAAGGACAACACGUACUGGUUCCUAACUUUCCUCUUUCUGCCGCUUGUCGUGGAAAUGAUAGUAACGCUGAAGAGACAAAGUGGACGUGAUUACAAAUGGUUUUCCCCGCCUAUCUUACUGUUUCUUAUCAGCAUCAUUCCCACCAUUUGGAUCCUGGAGCUCCCAGACCAGACGGAAAAUGUCAGCGACCAGCCGUGCAAAAAGCUUGACUCCUGGGAGAAUAUGCGUAAGCUGUUGACCCCGAACAGGACCGUGGGAAAUGAAACAAACCCCGACGCCUUGAUGUUCUUUAACCAGAUGUUAACGACUGUCUGCUCCAACGAUUGGAUCUUGGGUCUUCAUCAGACCAUGCUCCUCCUCCUCAUCGUGGGGAAGUGGGUCCUCCCACUGGGGGGCGGAGUCACACGUGACGAGCUCUCGCAGCUUCUCCUAAUUUUCGUUGGCACUGCGGCAGACAUCCUUGAAUUCACUUGUGAGACACUGUCUGAUGUCAAAGCGAGCCAUCCUAAACUGGUCUACAUAAUUUUAGCUGUAUGGACUUGGAGCAUGUUGCAGUUCCCGCUACAUCUGGCUGUGGUGAACACAAAGCCAAGGAAUGAUUGUGAGGAGGGGUCUCAGGAAGUGACCAUGUUAAGCAAACAUAGCACAGACUUGUGGACUAUCGCACAGGCUUUGUUUAUCCAAGACGGGCCUUUCCUGGUGGUCAGGCUCACUGUCAUGAUCUACUUCCACGUCUUCCACCAGAUGCUGGGCUUCUUCGCCAUCAAGAACUUCCUGGUGGUCAUACUGAACUUGUACAGGUUGGUUGUCUUAUGUCAGGACUCCAGGGCUGCAGUCAAAUAGUC
This is a messenger RNA of Gymnodraco acuticeps, 1040 nucleotides long. RefSeq names its product transmembrane protein 26-like. The transcript has 6 exons. The coding region runs from base 103 to 1038 and encodes 311 amino acids. NCBI's taxonomy places the organism in Eukaryota, Metazoa, Chordata, Actinopteri, Perciformes, Bathydraconidae. The record is from RefSeq and is a predicted model, not a curated record.